AUGGACGCGCACGAUGACGUUUUCCCCCUCAGCGACGACGACGACGACGACGACUCCCGCGCCAGCACGCGCUCCGCAUCCCCGCCGCCGCAGAAGAAGAACCGGCGCCGUCGGGCGCGCGCACGCAGCGAGGCCACCGUGCGCGUGGUCCGAAAGACCCGGCGUCUGAAGGCCAACGACCGCGAGCGGAACCGGAUGCACAACCUCAACGGCGCCCUGGACCAGCUGCGCCGCGUGCUUCCGGCGCUUCCGGACGAGAGCAAGCUGACCAAGAUCGAGACCCUCCGCCUGGCCCACAACUACAUCUGGGCCCUGGCCGAGACCCUGCGCAUGGCGGACCGGGUCGGACCCCCCCGGGACGGACCGGCGCAGUCCGGCUGGUUCUCCUGCUGCAGGGACUCUUCAUCGUCCUCGCCGUCGCCGUCGUCCUCGUCCUCCUCUUCCUCGCCCGCCUCCAGCCCGGGCAGCCCGCACGCGCACGAGGCCGCGCUCUUCGGCGUCUUCUGA
Messenger RNA from Phycodurus eques (leafy seadragon), 507 nucleotides. RefSeq names its product neurogenin 1 (gene neurog1). Gene Ontology annotation, molecular function: protein dimerization activity. Lineage: Eukaryota; Metazoa; Chordata; Actinopteri; Syngnathiformes; Syngnathidae. The record is from RefSeq and is a predicted model, not a curated record. The transcript has a single exon. The coding region runs from base 1 to 507 and encodes 168 amino acids.